UUAAAUGAAACAAAGUGAACUUUCUGUGUAAAAGUAUUUUUUCACACUUCUUCUUAUAAACUCAUAGUUUCAUGUAAGUAAUCACAAUUGUCCUUUUUUCAUUUCAUUACAAGAGCUUUGUGUCUUUUUGAAAAUAAAUGCUUAAAUGAAGAAAAACAUUGAUGUUGCUCCUCCAACCUUUUUUUCUCAAAUUAUUUUGAAAUUGUUCAUGCUCGCUCAUUUCAAAAAUGAUUUCAUUAUAUAAUAUGUUCCUAUGUUCACCUCCCUAGCAUCUGGAAUCAACAGCCCAUGUUCAACUCACUGUGUAAUUUGGAGAUUUCACAGUCGGUUAGUUCUCCAGUCUAUUAUUAAAAGAGUCGAGAACUAAAACCUUUAGCAAAGUCAUGAGAAGCCAUGUGAAAUAUAUGUGAGCACACAAUCUAAACUGAAAUGAUAUAUUUAAAUGCGCACUCUGUUUCUCUUACUGGCACCACCACACCUCACACCUGGUGUCUGUGAUGCACCGUUGCUCUUUGCAUUGUUUCACUUCUGUAUUUUGGUACCUUUGGGGACCUGGGUGUGACUCAAUGCUUCCGCUUGCUGCUAGCCCUGAUCACUCUGCCCCAUCAUGCUGCAACAGCUGUGCAACAGACCUCCAGCAAUUUCUCCACCUGACUUUAAGUCACCAGACACUGUAAAAGUACAACUCUGCCACCUAGCCUAAAUACAGAGAUGUUACACUUAGAAUUGAGACACCACAGUUGGUUACUUAACCAAUAUCUAAAAGCUGAGCGGAUCGUCUCUCCAAACAUCACAUUACACCCUGUCUGGGAAGGUGAAUACAAGGCCUCACCAGUCAGACUCCUCUGCACCCUAAGAGGCUUCUUCCCAGACAAACUGAGUGUGGAGUGGAAGCAGGACAACCAACCUCUUAAGAUUGCCACCAUCCAAACAAAGCUGCAGAGUGUGGACGGAAUGGAGAAAACCUUCAGUCUAAGCAGUGAGAUUGAGCCAAAUGUGACUGUUUGGGCACAUGGCUCAAGUUUUACAUGCAAGUCCAAACACAAAGAUCAGGAAUUUAUCAAAACAAUAAGUAUUUGUCAAAUCCAUGGAAGUGCCCCUCCUUCCAUCCACGUGGAGAUCCCCAGCUUCAAGACAGUAAUGAUGACAGAAUCCACUAACUCUGUGAAAGCAACAUGUUUGGUCCGCACUGUUCUUGAUGCCAAGGUGACCUGGCUGAUGGAUGGGAGUGUCGCAUCUCUUACAGAAACAGUGAUCAAGGACAAAAACACAACUCAUAUAACCAGUAAAGUGAUGGUUUCAUUAAGUCAAUGGAUAGAACUCAAGUCUAUAACAUGUAAAGCUGAACAUAAGUGCUUCUCAUCCACUGAGAGGACUGUGAGUGUUGCAGGGCCUGCAGUUACAGCCCCGUUGGUUGAAAUUAGAAGAUCCCUCAAAGAUUUGCUCAAGGGGGACAGCACCGUGCUGGAGUGUGAUGUCACACAACUCUCAUCACGUGACCUGUACGUCACCUUUCAGGCCAACAGUGUUGACAUCUCUGACAAACAGUAUGUUGAUCUUCCUGAAGUCCCAGGCCUCCAUUCAAUCAGCAGAAGAUUCUCUAUCCCUACAAGUUCCUGGAAGAAAGAUACAAGUUUCAGCUGCAGAGUGAACCAAGGCUUCUCAGGCAACUUCAAGUCAAACUCCACUGGCAAUGUUUUUGUGGACCCAUCAAUGGAACUUCUUCUGGCCCCCAGUGAAGAAUCAGAACAACAGAGGCUCGUAUGCUCUGCAUGGGGCUUCAACCCUCAAAUUAAAUGGUCUUCUGAGUCUCAGCAAAGAUCUUCAUCAACUUAUGAAAUCAGCAUGGGUGCAGAUGGACGUGUGGCAGCAACCAGUCAUCUUAAUAUCCCUCGCACAGAGUGGAGCAAAGGGAAGGUGUUCACUUGUGAAGUAACUGAAAAGUCUCUGAACUCAAAUGUGAGAAAAGACAUCAGCCUCUGUUCAGUAACUCCAGCAUCAUCUCAGAAACUUGGCAUAUAUGUUCAGGGACCACCACUCCAGGAGCUUCAGAACAAGGGUCCGGUGACUAUUACCUGUCUUCUAGUCGGUCCUUCUCUUAAUGAUUUCUCUGUCACCUGGAAAGUAGAUGGGAACAGUUAUUCCCUCAAUGUCCAUAAGGAGCCACCAGUGAGUCACAGCAAUGGGACAGAGACUUUGUGGAGCUCCCUCAAUGUGUUAGCGGAGGAUUGGCAUGCAUAUAAACAAGUGUCUUGCGAGGCAAAGCAUCGAUGUUCCAACAAGAGCUACGAGGACCAUAUAAGCAAAAGCAGAGACCUGUAUCCACCAGCAGUGAAGAUAAUGCAAUCAACUGCCUCUGACCAGUCUACUUCAGACGUCCUCGCAGUUAUUUGCCUAGUGUCUGGAUUUUUCCCAUCUAACAUCAUAGUGUACUGGGAAAAGAAUGGCCAGAGACUCCCUGCAACUCGCUACACCAACAGUCCUGCAUGGAAAUACACAGGGAGCAGCACUUACUCAAUGAGCAGCAGACUAAACACAUCAAAAACUGAGGACAAUGAGUCUACGUAUUCUUGUGUUGUCAGACAUGAGACAUCUGAAACACCUUUUAACAGCACCAUAAAGGAUGUGUUUGCCACAGUCACCUACAGCAAACCUUCAGCCACCUUGCUCCAGGGCUCUGGUGAACUUGUGUGCCUGGUCUCUAAUUUCAGCCCAGCGUCCAUUAACAUCACUUGGUUACUCGAUGGCAAGGAACUGUGGGACUAUAACACUAGUGAACCCCACAGAGGCCCAAACGGAAAGUUCAGCAUCCAAAGCCACCUUCGUCUGUCCCAAGUCAUCUGGUUACGUGGGGCAGUCCUCACCUGCAUGGUGACACAUGCAAACACCACCCUAUCCCGGGAUAUAUCUAAACCAGACAUCUUGGAGGACUGUAAUUUCUUAGAUGACCUCAUGCAUGCUGAAGUAAACCAAGACACAGAUGUGGAAAGCUGGUAUAUGGCUUUCACUUUUCUCAUUUUUUUCCUCAUCUCGAUUAUCUUUGGUGUCUUGGCUACCAUGAUUAAGACUAAGUGAAGAUGACCAAAGGACAGAUCCCAUUUAAUGAGCCACAUGUGGACUAAUGAGGAUUUUUGAUGGCAGAUGGCCUUUCUAGUUUUAGGAUGUAAUAAAUUAAUUUCUGCUACUUCUUUCUUUUAUUAUGUUAUGAAACUAGUUUGUACUAUAUUCAUUUCUUUUUUUAUGUUUCAUGUAUGUAGUGCAUGUGUGUAAGAGGAAACAAGACAACAAUAGAUAAAUAAAAUACAUGAAGCUUUAAAUUCUGACUUUCAGAUUCAAAUACCAAUGUAAUGAACACACAUUCUAUCACUGGACUCAUUCUUGCAUUUA
Sander lucioperca (pikeperch) is the source of this 3387-nucleotide messenger RNA. Its product is annotated as Ig heavy chain C region, membrane-bound form. The record is from RefSeq and is a predicted model, not a curated record. The transcript has 10 exons. NCBI's taxonomy places the organism in Eukaryota, Metazoa, Chordata, Actinopteri, Perciformes, Percidae. The coding region runs from base 712 to 3075 and encodes 787 amino acids.